Blastomyces gilchristii SLH14081 is the source of this 914-nucleotide messenger RNA. RefSeq lists its product as uncharacterized. The transcript has 2 exons. Lineage: Eukaryota; Fungi; Ascomycota; Eurotiomycetes; Onygenales; Ajellomycetaceae. The coding region runs from base 1 to 597 and encodes 198 amino acids. The record is from RefSeq and is a predicted model, not a curated record.
AUGGCCACCAUAAUCAUACUUACCACCACCUCUCUCCUACAAGCAAACACGCCCACCGCCAACGCCCUCUGCUACACCCUCGACGGCUCUGAUUUCCAACGACCUACCCUGCCACAGCAACGGCAGCAGCACCACCGAUACAACCCCAGCGGCGGCGAAUAUGUCAUGCUCUGCGGCGAGGAUUCAAAUGAAUAUUGCUGCUCGCAAGUGAACUGCUGCGAUGACCCCAAGGCCUCGCGAUUCACGCUUGAUGAACAGAGCAUCGUGGCAACGGCUGGCCAAACGCCGCCGCCGCCGCCGCCGCCGCCGCCCACGACGAUGACGACGACGACAACGACGACGACGGGGAGUAGUAGCGCGCCCACUACCAGUACCACGCUCGCUACCAGUACCACUACGACGCCUGCGCCAAGUACCGGAACCGAAACGAAAACUAAAACAGAAACUGGAACUGGAACCUCCGCUUCGAGAUCGGGGACCAGACUACCCGCAUCGACGUCUUCGGUAAUAUUGGUAGCGGGAGCGAGAGCGGGAGCGGGAGCUCGAGUUCAAGAACAACCGCAAUCGGUGCUGGAGUUGGUGUGGGAGUUGGCGUAGUCCUUUUCGGUGCGGCUGGGUGGAUCUUCUUCUGGAGACGACGGAAGACGAGACUGGGCCCGCUCGCUGAAGAACAGGAUUCCAUGAAGCAAGGGACUGGUUAUUCGCUGGUGCCUCCGCGGUUAAUAUCGGAGAUGCAUGGUGAAGGGAAACAGAUUAGUGAGAUGGAAGGGUAGCUGUAGCGGUUCGUUAAAGUAGUUGAGUUCAAGAGACUUUGGCAGACAAAGCUAUGCUUUUUGAUGUUUUUUUUUAUCAAUUUUCGGCCACUUCAAUAUAUGUAAGAAUAUCAUCAAUUGGCAAAGAAAUUUUAAGAGAAG